AUGACUGACCCUGGGGAUGAAUCCGAGGAGUCCGAGCGGACCUUGCGCCGGAAAGCCGUGGAGGAUCAAAUUGUCGAAGAUGAGUUCAACAUCAACUCGACGGUGGGCCUUGUUUCCGCCCUCAUGCUGUCUGUCCUGGCCACAAGCCUGUCGGAUUCGUACGAUCUCAAAAACUACGGGGAUCCCUGUGAGCAAGGAUGGUAUCACGAAGGGUCGGAUUGCUAUCCCAAGUUCGAGAUGUACCAGCUGUUUAUAUCCUUUAGCCUUACAU
Molecule: messenger RNA, 271 nt
Organism: Symbiodinium necroappetens
Lineage: Eukaryota; Dinophyceae; Suessiales; Symbiodiniaceae
Source: the annotation of a GenBank genome assembly